GACCGCUCUUCUUUUUUUUUUGCCAUUCUUAGGUGAUUGGAUCACUCGUCCUUGAUGUUUUGUGGCUUAGUAUUCUCACGAUCACAUGUGGGAUUUGGUUACGGAUGUACCUAGACAAUGUCUUCCCGCACGCCAGUCCAAUGACAUCCCACACUCCCACAACUCCUGAACCUCGUGACGGUAAAAUGUCCAUUGCUGACUACGGGAAGCUUCUCUGCGUUGUUUUGUUAAUAGCGACUUCCUACAUAUUUAAUACGUCACACGGCUACAUAAGCUCCGCCGUCGGGUAUAGUGUCAUCAUUGCGACCACAAUUGCCUUGUGGGCAUUAUCUUUGUCCUUUGUGGUAAGAAAGUAAUUCCAUGGACUCCAUGUUAAUCGUUUUCAGAUAUUCAGCCAUAUAAACGAGGGCGCUUUUGCACGGAAUGCACGUUUAAAAUAAACUAAAGCUUAGGCCUAUGAUAUAAAUCCAAAAACUUGCUGUAACAAUGACACAUGACGCCUUCAUUUGUGACCACUUUCAUCAAGAAGGCUUAAAUAAUAUUUCAUGGCAGCUGCUGCUAUUAUGCAUCAAUUUAAUCAUAACAAAAGAUGUACAAUGUGAUUUAAAAUAUGUUUUAUUACUCACAGGGAUGGAUAAAGGCUCUUGUCUGCGGGGCCAUUCCUUUCAUUGCGCGGAUUUUCGUCUCUUUGUUUUCAACCACACAAACCUCUGUACUGAAGGUGUUUCUUGGAAUGUGGUCGACGAUAAUUGUUUUCAGUGUUGAAUAUUUUGAAAGUGUUACAAUGUCUCUAUAUCUCGUCAUUGUGGUAGCUCUCUCGUGGUUCAGUUAUCGCGGAGCUGUGCAGCCUUUUACUGAUGCAAGAAUCGCUGUGAUGCAAGACAUUAAAGCUACCUUAGAACUGCAGUCUGCUUUACAUAAUCUUCAACGUAAAAUGCGGAAAUGGAGAUUGCGCAGUGCCAUACAUGGAGAGAAGUGGAGAUUCGUGGAUACCACAGUACUGAAAACUGUGGUCGAGGAGAAAUCACUGCAGUUAUCAGGCAAAGGGGCAUCAGGCAUAUCGGUCUUGGAAUCCGUGGUCGGUACGAGCAAGAAGAAAUCAAAUUUUCUGUUCAGCAUCAUCCAACUUCCAGAAGACAUUUUGGAAUCGAUAUUGUCUGCCAUACUCAUCCGCAAGAUACCCAACUCACAAGUGGGGAAGUUCGUUGAAGACGUUGCUGACAAUCUUGAAUGUCUGCACGAAAAAGAAAUGAAGAUUCAAAUCGACAAGCUGAGAGAAGAGGUCGGAGUCUUGUAACUUACAUAAAAAGAUGAGGCAGCUACUAUACAAAUGGAACACGAUAUUCAUAAAUACCUAAGACAGUUUACGCAUUCCUAUUGGUCGAGAGCCCGUCAAGUGGCCGGUCUUAAACGGAUGAUAAAGGCAUGGUGAUUAGUUCUGCAUAACAAGAAUUCCUCUUGACCUGAUAUUCUGACCAUUCAGCGGGCACCUUCAUUUGAGUCUUGUAUCACAAAAAAAACAGCAAUAUAAGUUUGGAAACAUUUAUUUCAAUGAUGUCAUUCAUUACAAUUAUGUACAAUCAUGUAUAAAUUAAGAAAGGUCAGUAGUAAUAUAUAUGACAGUUAUGUACACAGUGAUUACUAAUAAGUGUAAUAUUAAAUGACAACAGUUAGGUGUAAGGUUAAGCAGACGCUUUUGUGCCCUUACCUAUGGACAGACAUACAACCAAAGUACUGUAACAAGGGACAAACAAAA
Molecule: messenger RNA, 1756 nt
Organism: Patiria miniata (bat star)
Lineage: Eukaryota; Metazoa; Echinodermata; Asteroidea; Valvatida; Asterinidae
Exons: 2
Coding region: 611-1297 (228 amino acids)
Source: RefSeq, a predicted model, not a curated record